This is a messenger RNA of Cryptomeria japonica (Japanese cedar), 1065 nucleotides long. Its product is annotated as aquaporin TIP2-1. The transcript is spliced from 3 exons. Gene Ontology annotation, molecular function: water channel activity. Bases 42 to 794 code for a protein of 250 amino acids. The record is from RefSeq and is a predicted model, not a curated record. Gene Ontology annotation, biological process: transmembrane transport; water transport. Lineage: Eukaryota; Viridiplantae; Streptophyta; Pinopsida; Cupressales; Cupressaceae. Gene Ontology annotation, cellular component: membrane.
UCUAAACUUAGAACCUCAAAGAGACCAUUCUUGUAAUAGAAAUGGCAUUGGGCAUUGCAUUUGGCAGCUUUGAUGACACCUUUAAGUUCCAGACACUGAAAUUAUACAUUGCAGAGUUUAUCUCCACUCUGCUCUUCGUUUAUGCUGGCGUCGGCUCAGCCAUUGCCUUCGAUAAGUUGACGUCGGACGCGUCGCUUACUCCGGCGGGUCUAGUGGCUGUCGCGGUGGCUCAUGCGUUGGCACUCUUCGUGGCCGUCUCCAUUGCGGCCAACAUCUCUGGCGGCCACGUCAACCCAGCUGUCACUUUCGGCCUCACCUUGGGCGGCCACAUCACCGUCCUCCGUGGCGUCUUCUACUGGAUUGCUCAGCUUCUGGGCUCUACAGUGGCCUGCCUCCUCUUGAAACUCACCACUGGUGGUUUAGCAAUCCCGACCCACAGUGUGGCAUCUGGAGUGAGCUUAGGAGAGGGAGUGGUGAUGGAGAUUGUGAUAACAUUUGGACUGGUGUACACUGUGUAUGCCACGGCUGCAGACCCGAAGAAGGGUGAUGUGGGGAUCGUUGCACCCCUUGCAAUUGGGUUCAUCGUGGGAGCCAACAUCUUGGCCGCCGGACCCUUUUCUGGUGGGUCCAUGAACCCUGCUCGUUCUUUUGGACCGGCCUUGGUGAGUGGUGAUUGGAAGGACCACUGGGUUUACUGGGUGGGUCCUCUUGUUGGAGGAGGUCUUGCUGGUAUUGUCUAUGGAGGCCUCUUCAUCGACCCUCCCACUCAUGUUCCCCUCGCAACGGACUACUGAGAACUACAAUGGUUCUAAUAAAAUCAUCAUCUGGAUGGUGAAAAAUGGCUGGGUGAUGGAUUGUGCGUUCAUUGUUCAUUUUUUCCACUUCUUUGUUGUUCAGAAUCCCCAGUUGGAGUAAAGUUGUUCAAGUACAGAGGAUCGUUAUCUACUUCUUUGAAGAUUCCUGUCAAUUGUAAACAAACCAUUUGUUUGGUGUCUUCCUUUUUGCUUGGUGUCGUUUCAUGUAAAGCUCGCAUUCAGGAUUUUUAAGUGUUCAAAGUGUGGAAUA